CUAAAUACUCUUAAGGAAGAUCUUAACUUCUUCGAUAGCUCGCUCUAUCGCCCCGCUAUAGCUAGAAAACCUAUCGUUUACUAUAUACUACUAGAUUAUAGAGGUACGAUAGAACUAGUAAUUCGCUUAGAAGGAUACGAUAUAGUACUCGGUAACGACUUCCUAUAUAAGUACGACCCUUACGUAGCGGACGGCCGUAUAUUUAGUAGGGAGGAGAAAGGGACGUUAAACUUACUAUUAAAGAGGGAGGUCUACCGGUCCUUAAAAGAUAAGAAUACCGAGUAUAUAGUCUUUUAUACUAUAAUAAGCGAGAAUUAUAAACUAACGACUAAUAACCCUCGCUUAACUAAGCUACUUAGGAAAUUCGCCGACGUCUUUCCCGAUAACUUACCGAAGGAGUUACCCCCCGAACUUCGCCGUUUCCUAGGCUUAGCUACCUAUUACCGAUAUUUCGUUAAGGACUUCGCGAAAAUAGCGGUAGCUUUAUAUAACUUAACUAAGGAAGCCGACGAGGAACUAUAUAAAUAA
Penicillium hordei is the source of this 528-nucleotide messenger RNA. RefSeq lists its product as uncharacterized. The transcript is spliced from 5 exons. NCBI's taxonomy places the organism in Eukaryota, Fungi, Ascomycota, Eurotiomycetes, Eurotiales, Aspergillaceae. The record is from RefSeq and is a predicted model, not a curated record. The annotation marks the transcript as partial.